UAUUCUUAAGAUCAAUUACGAAGAUCUGUAUCUUAAUCAGAGCGGAUCUGAUGAGAUUUGGAUACGGUUUUCAAUGGUGAAAAUAGAACCACGGAUCAGGUUUUCUUUUGCGGAUCAAAGGGGAGAUGCGAUUACCAGGGAAAAAGUUAAAGAGGAUCUUAAUUAUGGCAAGGCUAAUACUCGGUUUCAAUCGACGGAAAUCAGAUCGGAGUCUCAGAUUUCGAUGGUCUCACAUGAUUAUUUCACAAUGGGAGAAUCUCGAAUUAAGAAGGGAAAUUACCUAAGUUCAGAAGCGAUUCUAAAAUCCGAAAAGGCAGAUCGGGGGAUAAUCAAACGAAGCUGUCAGAGAUUUGGUAUCAUCUCAACGGAUUCUGGAUAUCAAUCCACACUAAAUGGCGGUGAAAAACAGGGAAAAUGCAAGCAGUAUUUAACAGAGGCGAAUGGGCGGUUUCAAAGAAGGUGGCCGAAGCUCCAAUCAAGAGAUUGAAGAUCACGGUGCCCAAAUUUGAUAACAAGAGCCUGAUUAAAGGUUACUCACGCACUCUCAUAGGCAGGUGCAUGAACCCUCAAAUGCAGGACAUGAAAGCUCUAUUGGACAUGUUUCCAAGAAUAUGGAAAAUGGAGGAUCGGAUAGCAGGUGCGGAUCUCGGAAUGGGCAAGUUCCAAUUCAAUUUUCAGAAAGAGGAAGACAUUCAAGAGGUAAUGAAAAUGGAGCCAUUCCAUUUUGAUUACUGGAUGCUGUCUCUGGUGCGGUGGAGUCCGGUUGUUGACCAUUAAUAUCCAUCAGCAAUCAAGUUCUGGGUCAGGAUUAUGGGAGCCCCACUCCAUUUCUGGGCUGAUGUGACCUUCGAAAGUAUCGGCAAGGCGCUUGGAUCAGUGGAAGCAGUUAAUCUAGAUGAGGGGAAGAUUCAAGUGAUAAUCGAUGGUUUCAAACCAUUAAUUUUUGAAACGACGGUGGAGUUCGACGGUGGUGUAGAAACAAUGGUGUAUCUGAGGUACGGGCGUUUGUUUGAAUUUUGUAAAAUCUGUCAGAGUCUGUGCCAUGAUCACCAACGGUGCCCAACACGGAUUGAAUCCGAAGAACGGAGACAUCAAGGUGAAUUCAAUGAUGACCCAACAAAUGGUUAUGGAACAGCUUUGUGUUAAACAGCUGUUAAAUAUGGAGGUAACGGAAGUAAUGGAGACAAAGACGCGGGGAAGCACAAUGGAGGAGGGAAUGAUGGUAAACAGCAAAAAGGGAGGACAGAGAGGAGAUAUAGCGAAGGUUCAUCAAGGGGUUUCAGACCCUCGAGCCACCCUCCUCCAAAGAAACAACAGAAGAGGUAUGUGACGGAGGAGGCAAAAGAGAUCGCAUCGGUUGAAACGGAAAGUUUGUCUCAGCAUCAGAUGACAACUUCCAACUCAGAGAAUCAGGAGAUUGCUGUGGCACAAGUAUCUCAAACGCAGGAGGUUGGCUCGGGUAUGCACAUUACAGCACGUCACAAAGACAAAGCAGUGAGAAAAAGUUUAUCAUUUGAGGAUGAUGACCGGCUGGAUUUUGCGUCUCGGGGAAAAGAGGACCAAGAAAUGGAGGACAGGCGGUUUCUAGAGAAGAAUGGGGAUGGCUCGGUAUCAAACAUGGAGGCAAAUGCUCAAAGUGACUUUCAUGAAUCUGGCGUUGCUAUAUCAGAUUUUCUGCAACAGGUGAACUCAGGGGUUGAAUCGGGUGAACUCCAUCUCGAUAUAGACAACGAUUUGGGUGCUUUGGGACAUGAAGAAGGUGAUUUUUUUGAGAACCCAGAUAUUGAGAUGCAGAUGCUGGUGGGACAGGUUAAAACACCAGUGGAACCUGUAGAGGUGCAAAAAAGUGAGGUUGAUUCUCGGCUGGUCAUCAUGGAGGAGGACAAGGGGAAGAGUGCAGAGCCAACUAAACCAGAACCGAAGAAAAAACAACAGAAAUCCACUCUGCCUUACCUUGGUGGUUCAAAAAAGAGAAUGGUUCAGGCGAUAGUCUCUCCGCGGAAGAAGCAGGUCACAAAAACAACAAACCGCAAUGGAGAAGGAGCAUGUACGGCAGCUCCAAAAGGCCCCUCACUUCCGCAGGAGGAGCAAAAACUUUGAGAUUUCUUUUAAAUGAGGGUUUUGAGUUGGAAUUGUCAAGGUUUAGGAAGUCAUUGGACAAUAAGUUAUCUU
Molecule: messenger RNA, 2172 nt
Organism: Eutrema salsugineum
Lineage: Eukaryota; Viridiplantae; Streptophyta; Magnoliopsida; Brassicales; Brassicaceae
Exons: 2
Coding region: 1387-2100 (237 amino acids)
Source: RefSeq, a predicted model, not a curated record